CACACGGUGUUUUCAAACAGUCGACACGCUCCUCUCCUCGAGGCUACAGCUCUCCGUUUACCCCUACGAGCAGAGCAGCAACUCCACGAGACAGAGAAGAAGAAGCGAGAGACAGAGCGAGGGAAGAAGAGCUGGAGGUGGAAAAUGCGGACCAGCUGCGGCACCAUGGAUGGCAACGAGCUUAGAUGAGACAGGCUAUAUCUCGGUGGGAUAUAAUGACCCGGUGACUGCUGGGCUCGCGGUGCGCGGCUUUUUCAUGGUGGACUGCUCCGUCGUUCGUUGUUGCUGUUUAUCGCCUGUGAGAUGGCUGCUUUUUUCCCUUUUCGACGGACCGUUGUGAUAUAGUGCGAUUAUGGUGUUCGCGGUUGACCGCUCGAGAGUUCACUUUCAUCGGGAAGCUCAAACGUCGACCUGACACUUGUUUGUUUUCGAGAUGUUUACUCGAGCUCGCAUUUCUCACGAACCUCACGCACUUGAACCCACCCAAUUCAAAAGAUAUAGAAUGACGGCCAAGUAGAUUGCGUGUCCGAUAAAUUUUGUGUCUAUCAUAGCUUUCGGAAGGCAUACACGAAACUACAGCCAUUAACAAGCAGCCGAUAAGAUAAUCGGAUUCUAUUUGUCGCUCGCAUUGAAGCACGAGACCAAGUGUUUUUUCUCGAGCACGAAAAAAGUUGCGAAAAUAAUAAACAAAGAAGAAAAGAGAAGAGCAUCAACGGCGGGUAUAAGCUGUCAUGGGUCGCAAGUACAAGCCACGCUCGAUACCCGAACAGGAUCGCAAGCUAUGCGGCAGCAUAUGCGUCUGCCAGUUCACCAUUGUGAUCAGCUGUGUGGCCUUGGUGUAUCUAAGCGUCGCCAUCUACAUGCCCUCCCACAGAGCCUUUAACGCGGGGAUCGAUCCAGACCCGGUGAUGUGCCAAACGGUCAACGCGACCCUGGUGAACCAGUGCACCUGGGCAAGUUGCGGCGAAUGGUGCCUGACCAAGACAACGGGCUUUUGUCCCCAAAUAUACUCGUCUGUCAGACGCAACGGCUCCGAUCUCGUGUUCGAAAACUGCACAAGGAUUGGCAGCGUCGCUUGUCCGAUGGUAAACGUCGCGGCGGUGAAGCGCUACAACUGCAACAAUGGCAGCGAGUGCGGAAUGCUGACGGGGGUGUUCGAGUGCAAGCUCGGUCACUGCUCGAAUCUGAGCGAGGUGAUGCAGUGCCACGACCAUCCGGACGGCGUAGUGGUCGACGCCGAGAAGGACAACAUGAAGCUCAACGGCAACUUCCGCUGCGUCAACUCGCGCUGCACCAGGAUCAAGCAUCACUUCAGCUGCGACAGAUACUGUCCGAAAAUGAGCACCACCGGGGCCAAUGUGUUCCUCAUGCAGGGAGACAACGUCCUCACGGCUGCUUGCUCAAGGGCGCUGGCGCUCAAUAAGGCCAACGGGAACAAACCUGGCGAGAGACUGAGUAAACCGGUCGAGGUGUGGAAGAAGGGAGACGACGCCAUCAUCGCCAGCUGCUUCGCGGUUAACAAGGUUGCGGAUAGAAUAAGAGCGGAGGACUGCGUUAACGGCACGCUGCUAUCGGCGAGUCUUAUCCCUCAGCCUUACGUCAACUUCACGACGUUCCUGGGCCUGUACGGCGUGAGUCUCCAGCGCAAGGUCGACCCGAACGAUACAUACGUGCCGUCCCAGCGCUCGCUCACCAUCUACAACAACUCACGGCUCUACAUCAACCUCGAGGGCUGCGUAAACACGCUGCGCGGCGAGUGCCGUGAUUUUCUGGUUAGUCACGGAGCCGACGGCGAUAAUCAGACCGCGCAGAGUCGCUAUCCUUGCUUUUACAACAAGAACGACUCGUUCUUCGUGGUGGCCCGGUUCGACCUGAACAAAACCCGCACAGACCUGCUGAUCGCGGUGAUCGUGCCGUCCUGCCUGUUCGUCGUAAGCCUGACGACGCUGGUGGUGAUAACGCGCUCGGUGCAGGUGGGCGACGACGCGAAGAUGCGCUGCCGCUACUGCAUCGACAAGCAGUCGAACGAGAGCGAGGGUGAAGGUCUCGUGGAAAACUCGGCCAUGUCGACGACGCCGCCGCAAGCGAGAGUCCUCACCGCCGACAGCGAAGUGCGCAGCAUGGCGCUAUAGCAAUUCAAGCCGAGCUUAGGCGGCAAUGCCGUGAGGACUCAGUACGAGAGAUUACCCCUCAUCGAUACCGACGACGCUGAGGACUCGUUCUGAUAGGUCGAGACGCUGAUGAGGCGAUGGUAAAGUCCCUUCCACCAGACAGAAAAUCAUCGGGAGGUCGGAAUUUUCGAAAUUCAAAAGCUUGGAGAGGGUUAUUGUCCCGAAAAAUUACGCUUCAUGGAUUUAUCCGAAACUCCCAGUCCCUCACUGAACAGGCGUCGCGCUUUCAAAGCUUACGCGCUUCGUGUAUUGUCGCUUAAUGCAUCGGCGAAAUUGUUAUAAACCUUUGUUGCGUUAGACAGUAUGAUUAUUAUUGAGGUUCUGAGAAUAUUUUUGUAUGAUUUCAAUAAUAAAUUAUAGUAUUAUUGAAACCGUCAAAGUUUUAGGCAGAAUUUUAAAAUGUUUUUGAAAAUAUCAAAAUUAGCAAAUAAAGAGUAACUACCGUAAGUUGUCUUCCUUAUUUGUCACCGCGAAAGCGUGCCAUCAAAAAACCAAAUUUAUCAACUCGUAAGCGUCUUGAAGUAUGAGCUAGCAAUUCAUGACGCCGAUUGUUUCAUGUGCACUUCACUUAAACCCUUACUAUUAGGGCAGAAAAAGUCGAAAGCGUAAUUGUUAUAUACAUUUCCAUUUAAGCGUGGCCUUUAAUGAUGCUACGACCACUUGAUGUUUUACAGAAGUAAAGACCAUUAAUUAUUAGCGAUAUUAACACGAACUUUUAUACUUAGCCUUUUUUAUUGUAUGUACUUUGCGUAUUAAAACACUAGUUCAAAUGAUAAAAAUUCGAGAAAUGUGAAUACUAAUUCUAUCUUCUAUAAUUCAUAAAAUAUACCAAAACUAACGUUUUGUUCACCAAAAGUUUAUUCUAAAAAUUCGUACUGAAUACUUAUCUUGAAAGUUUAAUAAAAAUAUAUAGUCUACUCGAACAUUCUUUAAAACUAGUAAUUUUUUGAAUUUUACAAUGAUUCGCCUUCAAUUAUUGUGAAAAAUAUACGUAUAAAUUUUAUCUACAGCUAUUUAAAUAAUUCUGUGAUUGAACAAAGACUACAUUGAAAAAUAACACAAACGUCUUUAUAUUUUUUUCAUCGUGUAUGCCAUGUUUGCUGUGUCUAUACUAUGUAAACUGACUUGUGUACAACUAAAGUAUGAUCUGCAUUUUUGCAAUAUAAUAAAUAAUUGCACUUUGUAUUUUAACAAGUAAUAAUAAGCCAUUACCAGCAUAAUUAUAGCAUUCAUGUUGAUUCAGUCCAUCAUUUUACACUCUGACCAUUGAGCUUUAAGCAAAUAUAAUAAAGAAGGAAUUUAUUGUAAAUUGUACGGUAGCGAAAUGAUGACCAAAAGUACAUUUAAUAAGCCUAACGCAAUCAUCAUUUCAGUAAUUCGUAAGAAACAUAAUGGGAGAGCUUCUGAAAUAUUGUAAUACGAUGAUAAAGUAUGUCGCGAUAUUAUAUAAGAUAAAGAUAUGCUUAUAAAGAUAUUUUUUAAUUAAGAUAGUGGCGUCACUUUGGUCACUGUUACUUGGAAAUUAACCUUUUCUAUGAGAAAAGUUUAUAAACAUUAUUUAUAUAUAAUUUAAAAAAUGGCUGCAAGCGGCUUAUUUUAUCUUCGUUACUUCGGUUGAAAAUAGAUACACACGACAAAAUAAUGCGAAGAUUGUCACAUAGAAUUAUUAUCACCCAUCUGACAUAUUUAGAAAGUACUAAAUCAUCCACAAGCAUCAAAAUCGACAGAAUAAUGCGAUAAGGCAACAACGCGCAAAACAAAUGUAAGUAACAAUUCACCCAAGUACUAUGGAAAUUCUAAUGCAUCAACGACAAAGAAAAUGAUAAACUUUACGACCAUCUAUAAUUAUAUACAUACUGUAUACUCUAUGUGCCUUCUUCCUUUACGUUUACGCUAUAUUUUAAAUGACGAGCACCUAGAAAAUCACGAGUGAUUUUCACGCACGCCAUACGGGCAAAACGAACUAAAUUAACUUUAUAAUUAUAUACGAAAAUAUAGUAUAUUGUAUAUCUAUACGUCGUCGGUUAAAUGGCAGAGGUGUUUUUAUCAAGGUUGCGAAAUUUAUUAUUACGUUAUAUUGUAUUGUUAUGAGUCAAUAUCGAUCCUCGUGAGAAUAAUCGAUAUUUCUAUUUCACCAAUCGAUUACAAAUGAAUGCAUACUGUCACUGUUGUUAAAGAGCGACAUUUUUGUUCAUGACCAAGCAAAAGCUGUAUGUUUGUAUAAAAAA
This is a messenger RNA of Nasonia vitripennis (jewel wasp), 4399 nucleotides long. RefSeq lists its product as uncharacterized. Gene Ontology annotation, molecular function: sodium channel regulator activity. The transcript is spliced from 8 exons. The record is from RefSeq and is a predicted model, not a curated record. Bases 732 to 2132 code for a protein of 466 amino acids. Gene Ontology annotation, biological process: regulation of sodium ion transport. Lineage: Eukaryota; Metazoa; Arthropoda; Insecta; Hymenoptera; Pteromalidae.